CGGGCCGUGUCUCCUGACAACACCUGUGGCAACACUGGCGCCGGAGCCAACAAGGGAUACACCUGUCCAUCCGGAGGAGACUUCCGCUGCUGCUCUCAGUACGGCUGGUGUGGUGCUUCGACGGACCACUGCGGUACGGGCUGCCAGGCCGGGUUUGGUAGUUGCGGAACCUCCACCGGCGGUGGUGGCGGCAGCGGUGGCGGCGUCUCGCCGGAUAACACCUGUGGCAACACCGGUGCCGGUGCCAACAAGGGCUAUACCUGCCCUACUGGCCAGUACAAGUGCUGCAGCCAGUACGGAUACUGCGGCGACAGCACCGACCACUGCGGCACGGGCUGCCAGUCUGCGUUCGGGACUUGCGGAACGGGCAGCGGAGGAGGUGGCGGCGGCGGCGGCGGUAGCACUGACGGCCGGUGCGGUGCCAACUUUGGCAACAAGAAGUGUGCUGCCAACGAGUGCUGCUCUAUCGAGGGCUACUGCGGAACCUCGGACGAGCACUGCAUGGCCCCGGACUGCCAGUUCGCCUUUGGCCCGGCCUGCGAUGCCAACCUGGUCCCCAAGGGCACCAACACGUCGACCCUCGCCCGCCCUACACUCGGCAGUGUUUCUGUCGGCGGCGAGGGCAUCUACCCGUGUGUCAACAAGGGCCAGGUUGCUCUGACCUUUGACGACGGCCCUGGUGACUUUACUUCCGGCAUGCUCGACGUCCUCAAGAAGUACAAUGCCAAGGCGACCUUCUUCAUCACCGGCGUCAACAACAACAAGGGCCAGAUCGACGACCCGAACACACCCUGGCCCGCCAUCAUCAAGCGCAUGAACACCGACGGCCACCAGCUCGCCUCGCACACCUGGUCGCACGCGGACCUGAGCGCCAUCACCUCGGCCCAGCGCAAGAACGAGAUGUGGAAGCUCGAGAUGGCCCUGCGCAACAUUGUCGGCUUCGUCCCGACCUACAUGCGCCCUCCUUACUCGUCCUGCACCGCCGAGAGCGGCUGCCAGGCCGACAUGGCCGCCCUCAAGUACCACGUCACCUACUUUGACCUCGACACGGCCGACUACCUCAACACCUCGCCCGCCCUGAUCCAGAACGCAAAGAACAACUUUGACAACUUCUUCAAGAACAAGGUCCCCGCGUCCAGCAACGCCCUCGCCAUCGCCCACGACAUCCACCAGCAGACCGCCCAGAACCUGACCGAGUACAUGCUGCUCGGCCUGCAGAGGCGCGGGUACCAGGCCGUCACGGUGGGCACGUGCCUUGGCGACCCCAAGGCCAACUGGUACCGC
Messenger RNA from Microdochium trichocladiopsis, 1284 nucleotides. RefSeq lists its product as uncharacterized. Gene Ontology annotation, molecular function: chitin binding; hydrolase activity, acting on carbon-nitrogen (but not peptide) bonds. The transcript has 2 exons. NCBI's taxonomy places the organism in Eukaryota, Fungi, Ascomycota, Sordariomycetes, Xylariales, Microdochiaceae. Gene Ontology annotation, biological process: carbohydrate metabolic process. The record is from RefSeq and is a predicted model, not a curated record. The annotation marks the transcript as partial.